Messenger RNA from Xyrichtys novacula (pearly razorfish), 9126 nucleotides. The record is from the annotation of a GenBank genome assembly. NCBI's taxonomy places the organism in Eukaryota, Metazoa, Chordata, Actinopteri, Labriformes, Labridae.
AAAGUUACUUCCUUCAAUCCUCUCACAGAAACACCAUCAUCUCCAUUACUUACCGUGUGAUACUCUGCGAACUUUAAACCACAGACUGUGCAGACUGUAGCUGAUAUGAGGAAAUACUCAUUCCUAUACAUUCACAGUGGAACAGCAGAGCAGACUGGUCGUUAUUCUGACAGUUUGUUUCUCGUAACAGAUAUCAGAUAACUGAGCUCGCGACAACAGGAAACGAGAGGGAGCGCGCGCCUCUGACAGAAGUGAAACCUGCCUCCAUGGAGGUGAAGCUGCUUUUCUCCUGACAGGUUCGUUUUUAUUUCAACUUUAAAUUGUCCUUCUUACCUUUAAUAUAUUCAGCUCAUGACUUGGAUAAAAGUUUUAGUGUUUACUAAGAAAAUAGCUUUAAACACAGUUAACUGGCAUCCAUCCAUUUCAGUGACAGAAAUCAUAUUUGGUGUCAAACAUUUGCGUUUAUUCCUCAUUCAACUCUCACACUUAAAAACUACUUUAACCCAACAAAAGGCUGUUUAGUCUCAUUUAUUACUCUGACAGUGAAAUUAUGUUUUUAAGUGCACCAUUUGCUUUAAAUUCAAAUGUAUUUAGACUUCUCUAUCUAACUGUAUCUGUAUUCUGCCUCUUUACAGGUACUUCAUCUCAAUAUACAAAUAAUUUUUUAACAGACUUUAAACCUUUUAGGCAACUUCAGAGCCUUUUUUCAGAUUGUCAGUGUUAUUUUUUUAUUUUUAUUUAUUGGCAUCUUUUGUUUGAUAUUUUGCUACAAGGGAAUAAUAUAGAGCCUAGUUUUUAAUUUUAAAGAUAUACACUUCAUUUUUUGAACCUUGAAAUAGAUCUAGAGUCGCAGUGUUUAAACUGUCUGAUAUUUUGCUGAAAAUAUGUCAACCAUAUGUCAGUAAUUUAAAUAUUCAAGUUCUCUUUUUAUUUGGACAGCUGUUGAUUUUAAAGCAUUAUUAUUGUGACUUUGCUACCAUAAUUAGACAAACUUCUUAGUGUUUCACCAGCUGGUUUUCGUAAAGCAUUUUCCAAAAUGUCAAAGAGUGUGACAACAACUUCAGGCCAAAUGAAAAAGGGGACUGACACAAAAUGCUGAAUAUCAAUAUAUUUUAGAGUGAUCUAGAGUCCCAGUGUCCAAACCGUGUGAUAUGUUGCUUGUAAUAUGUCAAACAUAUGUCAGUAAUUUCAAUAUUUAAAUUCUCGUUUUAUUUGGACAGCUUUUAAUUUUAAAUCAUUAUUAUUGUGACUUUGCUACCCUAAUUAGACAAACUUUUUAGUGUUUCACCACCAAGCCUUGUCCAAGAUGUCAAAGAUUACAAGUUUUGAGUGUGACAACAACUUCAGGCUAAAAUGCUGCAUAUCGAUACAUUUUAGAGUGAAAAUACUAAACCAUAUUUCAUCAUUGUGUUGCUGUAGCUUAGGACCUGCCAUGCUCUGGAUGUGUGAUCUGUGAUCUGAGAAGAUGGAGAGCCCGGCGUCCACAGUGAGGCGACGAGCCUGGAUUAACAGCAGCCGGCAAUGGCUCACUCUGGAGGAUCCAGACCCUGAAGGACCACCGCACUGCAGCCUCCCGUCUACAUCCAUCACAGAUGAUGAUGUCUUUUCUGAUGGUAAGUGAAGAAUAUAAGUGUGAGGAAUUGCAGAACUUAAUUGUGUGUCCAGUAUGAUUUAAAGUGGAUUUUAAGGAAAUAUUGAGAGUCUGAAUCUAGUUUAUCAUCAACCAAGUAUGUGUCAUAGAAAAACAUUAAAAAUAACCUGAAACUAAAUACUUGAAUGAUUUAUUUCCUUGUAGAAAAACUGAAUAACUUCAACACAGUGGGAGGUUCCUUUUUUACAGCAGAAUAUUUCUAAUCUUUGAAUUUACUGUUACGAUGAUUGAUGAGUUUAAUGUAUUGUAAAUAGAAAUUGAGAGUAAUCUUACCAUACAUCUCCUCAAACAAAUUUAGCCAGCCCUACAUGCCCCUUGCUUCUAAACAAAGAAAUAUUAUGUACUCAUGAUUGUAAACAUAGAUAAUAAAUUCUAUUGCAUGUUGUAACACUGUUGAAUGUCAUUUCACAUUGGAAAAGGAGUAAAAAAAACAUUAAAAUCUGUCUAAUCUGAUUGAGAGUUACUCACAAAGCUAAGUAUUGCACAUGUUUGAUCUCCACAGGAUGUUUCACAGGAAAGAUUGAGACUUGGCUCAUGGGCUGUGGGUGAGUCAGCUUGCCUUACUACUGUUUUUAUGUAAGAUGAUGUUUUUUUUUUAACAUUGACGCUUAACUGCAAGGUGUUAGUCAGUCUCUGGAAACUAGUUCAACAAACAUUGAGUAGAAAGUGGAAACUCUCUAAAGCCAGGUGUUCCAGGAAGACAGUGCGGUGAAGUCGGUGCAGUUUUGUGUUUGCAACAAUGGCCUCAGAUGAUGACUCUUUUAUGGCUGCCUUGGAAAAAAAGGAGCUUAUUUUAGUUCUUCAAACACUUAUGUCAGAGUUACGUGAACUGACUUAUUUUGAAGUGGCAUGUUUUACCCUCAGGAGAUGUGUCGCUGUUAAAUGACACUGAUGAUGGUGUUCAGGUCAUUGCACGCAUGCAAACCUCUUUUAAAGGAAAUGUUGGUUAUAGUGAGAAAUGUCAAGAUGACAGUGGGAACAUUUACAUAACUCUUUGACCUUUGAAACAUUUGGAAUGAACUGUUCAGUAUCCUGCAUAAAACUGAAUGUAUUAAAAGGGUAAUUUUAUCUCUUCUUUCAGUCAUAGAAGAGGAAGCUGCACUCAUGUUGUCAGUAGUUUACUAUGAAAAUUAUAACAACAUCUAAAUAGUUUCUAACACCAGAACAGAGGACAGUGAAAGGAGUGGUGUGAUAGCUUUUGCAUUCUGUAAACUCACGAAAAUGACCAGAUGGGUGUGGAAGUGUCGACCAGAGUGCUGAUCAGCCUGUGAACAUCUCCACAGAAGGAAGUUGACAGACCUCAACAGCAUGUUGAGAGCUGAUUAGAGGAAAUAUCUGACUCCAGCUUCUCAUGAGCAUACACUGUAUCGAGGCCACUUUCAUAUUCCCGCUAAGGCCUUAUCUAUGCAAAUGCAAUUGCUUAUUUGAAGAAUAAACUGGUUGUUACGCUGAAGUGGAUGCGUGAUUGAUAAUGGGCUGUAAAUUUCACAGGUCAGGUGCGCAGACAGAAAACAGUGGCCGGCUGAGUUUUGGUGAGUAUACACAGAGAUAGACUUACUUUGAAAAAACAUGCACUGUCAACCAAUUUCCUUAUCUAUGAUGCACUUAACAUAUUGACUUUUUGAAUGCAGUAAAUGCAAAUUAACACAAAUGUGACAAAUAAAGGAAGUUUUAUCAUACACUGCUUUGAGUGUCCAUACUAUUCCCACAGUGCUGAAGCAGGUACCCUGAUCCUUUACUUUAGUCAAAGUAGCAUUACUCUGAUAAAUAUAUGUAUAUAUGCAUAUAAAGAUCUCUCCAGUAAUGUAAAAUUUAGAGGCAUAAUAAGUGCAAUAUAAAUCGAUACCAUGCCCAACAACAAUACGUUAGGUAGGAACAAUAAGAAGCAAUAUAAAAUGAUAUAAAAUGAUACCAUACAAAAAUAUAUGAUACAAUACAGUACAGUAUAACACAAUAUUAUAUGAUAGGGAAUAAUUCAAUGCCAUUCCAUAUGAUACCUUUUGGUACAAUACAAUGCUCUUUGUACGAUACCAUAUAGUAUCACCACUUUUUUAAAUAUAUGUACGUAGUGCACGCUUGGGUCUGACUUGGCACUGCUGUAUAGUUUAUAGAGGUAUUUAUUUUAGUAUUUAUUCAUUUUUAUCAGGCUUUUGUUGUAUCUAAUCAUGUCCUUAUCUUUCAUUGUACCACUUUUAAAUCAUGUUUCAUUGGCCUUUACUGUGUUUGUUGUGCAUCUGGUGUUGAGUCUGUUUUUUUCUGAUGUCUCCAUGCUGUUUGUUGUCUAUAUGAGGCUUCUUGCAAAUAUAAUAUAAUAAUACUGCAUCACACUCCCAUACAAUACAGUUUGAUACGAUACAAUACAAUAGGACACAGUAAGGUAGAAAACAAUGCCAUCCCAUUUGACACACUUUGGUAUCAGUUUAGUACUCUUCCAGACUUUAUGAUACAAUCAGUGCAAUACAAUAGGAGUGAUACCACAUCAUACUACUCAGCACAAUAUUAGACUGUUGAUGAAACCAACAUUUAAAUGACUUUUAUUAUGACUGUGCCCUUUUUUGCAGAGUCUGUGCUGAAAGCCAACAAGUUUGACGAUGAGCUGAGUCUUGGUGCAGAUGGUGAGCACACACACACACAAACACACACACAGGCACGCACAUACACACACAGGCACUGUCAAAACAAUACAAAGCAGGAAGUGUCCUCGUAGGAAAAUGAGGUGGUAUCAUGCACAAGCUUAAGUCAGCUUUGUUUGUAAAAGCAGGGACAAUGACACAUGUGACCCUUCUGUGCAAAUCGGCUGUGCCUGUCAUCAGGUAGUCUUCAGCCUAGAGGGGGUGUUGUUUUGAAUAUAUAAAAUGUACUUUAACAAUGUUGCCUAUUAGGGCCACACAAACAACAGUUAGGUCAGACAAGAAAGAAAACUUAUCCCUUUAUGGUAGUAAAAAGUGUCUUGAAAAGAUGUGGUGAUGUAAAUUAAAAUAUAAAAUUGAGUUCAUAAAUUAAAACAGACACAAGGGUAAAAGUCUGUAAAUCAAUGUUAUGAUGCAUAUGAACAUGGUCCUCUGUGUUUCAGCCUCUGAGUUAAAUGGCGGAGAAGUUACAUCUAAAACUAGGUAAGUUUUAACUGUCGUGAUCUGAAAUCAUGUUCAGAUCUCACAGCUUUUUGUACAUAAUUAUAUGUUUCAAUGAAAUAUUUUUUUAUUAAAAAAUCUGAAUUUUUUGAUAAAUUCAAUAAUAAUAAUAAUAAAAUUUGAAUAAUUUUUAAAAAUUAUUUUAAAUUUAUAUAUAUUCUUUUCUAGUCAGCUUUCUAGACAGGAGUACCGCUCUUCACAUGUUUAAACCUCAAGGGCACUAAAGCUGAUUCUUAUGAAAUGUUUUCCUCUUUUACCCAACUCUGUUGACGAUAAAGCCUUGAACGGCAGCCUUCCUCCAAACAAGGCCUCAGCAGAGUCACCAGCAGGUUAGAGGUCAACCUUUUCCUCAAAUCAAUAAUACUGCAUGUUUGUAAGUUGUCAAGAAUGUUUCACGUGUCUUGCUUCGUCCAGUACCCCUCGUCAGAAUCUACAUCCGCCUUCGCUGAACCUGGGCCAAAGCAUGGCCUCCAGCUGCCUCUCCUCGUCCACCUGCAAAUCCACAUCAAGGUGAGUCUUAAGAUAAUUUUGUCUAAGCAUCGUCCUUUCUCUGUUUCAUUCUUUGAUUUCAUGUGUACCUGUUGGCCCCACAUUUCCUUGUUUUGUAAAUCUUGUUCCUCCUUUAUUAAGGACACUUAAAUAUGACAAUUUUCACUAAAACUAUCUAAGAGUUAAAUAGCUAUAACCAAUAACAACUCCUCUAUUCUAUUUAAUCCAAUCUCGUGCACACCAGCGUGGCAGAUGUCCUGCAGAUGUGUUCAGAAGAUGCCGAGGAGACACUCUACCAGCUGGGUUUUGGCAGCGACGAGCCGCAGGUUACCGUCCGAAUCCCUCCUCGCUUCUUCACCUUUCCUUCUCUGGCUCAGGGCAUCAACUUUCGCCUCUUCCUGGACUCACAGCUGCGGCGGAUUCGAGAGGAAGAUCCUGGCCUUUCUCUUGCGAGUAAGUCAUUGAAUCAAUCUACUGUGUCUCACUCAUGCAAGACGAUUUGUAAAACGAUCCUCUUCUGUCAACUCUCCAGGUCGUUUCAGACAAGUUCAAGUGCUCACGGCGAUGGCCAACGCUUUCUACUCCCUGUACUCCCACGUGUCUCGCACUCCUUUGCAAAAACUCGCAACGCCGGAGUUCACCUUCUCCUCGUCCCCUGUGGAGCGGAUUGAACGGUUCAGGAGCAACAUCCGCAGUGAGCCGCGUUCUCCUGUGGAAAGACUCAAAGAGACUGUUUCCAAGAUGUGUCUUUACACCGGCUCUCCUCGUGGGUCAGACUCCACUUCUCCUCAGCCCUCGCCCAGGAAGAGAUCCAGCCUGCCGGAUGUGGUGGAAAUUGUCCUGGAUAAAGUCAAAUCUGGGGCGACAAAGAAACUGGAUUUAGGGGAAUAUAGCACGGGUAAUUCAGCUGUGGACGCUCAAUUGUCGACUGAUGCUGAUGAGCCCUGCCAUCGAGGGGAACAGGGACUAACACAGCACAGUGCAGGGGAUAAAACAGAUCUGGAAUAUGACAAUAAACACUGUCAAGAGGAGAUGCAGGGUAGUAAACAAUCUGCUGAAAACAGUAUCACAGCAGCAGAUCUUGACAGCCAGACUCACUGUGAAAGAACAUCUUUAGCGUCAUCGCUGUCAGGAGAAACUGUGAUAGAAGCAGAUCAUCAGUUUCUGUCACGAUCGGCUCAAAGUGACACAAACACUGCUAAUCUGGAACCCGUUUCCAAGGUUACAUAUGAUCUAAUCUGCCCACGGAUAGUGGAGAGUGCACACCAGGCUCCUUUCUGCACAGAAGCUCUUCAAACGAACACUUUACCACUUAUCUGCUCUGAGUCAGAAAGCGUAGAUAGACCCAGUGCUGGAUCACAAAAAGCAGAUUCUGGACCUAAUGAGGAUUCGACAACAGAUGCGUCCAGAUCGCUUCCUCACGAUGAAAGCCAAACCAAGUGCUGCAUCACUGUGACCGGCUGGGAGGGGGAAGAAGUUGAGUCAUGUCCCCUCAAUGCACCAGAGUCCUGUCAUAUUUCAGCUGUCCAACCUGUCCAGACCUGCGGGGAGUCAUACAUUGAGGGAAAAAGUCAAUACCUGAAGCCACAUCAGGGUCAGGGGUUGGUCUCCAGCACCCUGCCACAAGUUAACUCCUUUGAGCUGGAAGAGGUAUGGUGGAAAAAGAGCUGUGCAUGUACAGUGUGAUUGGAUUUCAGUGACUUGUUGAUAUUGUGAAACACACUCAUUUCAGCAAUAGAUAAUUUACGGCAUGCCCCUUAACCAAUGCCAAAGGUGUUGAAAUUAUUUAGAUAUGAUUGUAGACCAACAUUUUUACGACACACGCCAACAAAGCAAUAAUCAUAACCGCCAAAAUUUUAUGGGUAAAAAGGCUCAUAAAUCACAAGAGCAAAUCCACGAUACAAAAUAAUUCCUACUCCACCUAACUGGCAUAGAAGUCUCCUACUCUAAUUAUAUUCAAAUGUAAUGGUUAACAGGCCUACAUAUUAACAUAUCAAGGUCAGGUAUAUAUAAUGCAUUAUCUAUGUCGGCAUUGUCAGUGAGUUGUUGACAGUUAUAAUACCUGACCUAGUAAGUCAUGAUAAAAUGCUUUAUAAUGUGUUAUGACUAUUGCUAUAAAGCAUCAUGAUCAUUUAUGAGUGUUUAUAACUGUAGUUAUACAAUGCUAUAACUUGAUUAUAACGCAUUAUAAAUAUAUUUAUGCAUUAUAGAGAUAGGUGUCAAAUAAAGUGUUAUCAACAUAUCAAACAAACUAUAAUGGCCUCUAACAUCGGUUGGGCUUUUAUUUUGAAAUGUUUGAUAUGACUUUCACGGCAUGUAAUUAUCACGCUGCUUUAUUUAAUUUCUUAUGAUAGAUAUAAUUUUUUUAAACUUUUAUUGUUUAAAACCAAAAAAGAGAAAACCCGAAAAAUUGACCUGAUUUUUUUUCCUUUCUAAUAUUCAAAUGUAUUGGAAAAAAAUUAAAAGACUGGAAAUCACUCAUAGAAUUGGAGCCUAUGAGCAGAGGUGAAAAUUUCAUGAUCAGUUAUGAAACAACAAUUUCAAACCUAUUUAGAAAGCCCGAUCGGUGAGUGCUGUGUGGGGUCAGAGUACCUUUGAAGGAUCAGGUGCUCUUCAGAAGGAGGACGAACAAUGUCUUUUUAAAAAUAGGAGAGCAGUUGACAUUAUUUCAGCACAAUAAAGAAUUUUUAUUUGCAUCAGAGUGCCUCAGACCUCUGGUUUUGACUUUAAAGGCAAGUCACUGCUCUCCUAUUUUCAAACUUAUUUGCUCUGUAGUGUAAAUGAACCAAUAAUAUGAUAAUUUAACACAUGUGCAGCCAUAGUUUUAACCAUCUUGCAUUAAAUUGUUGAGAAAAUAUCGAAAGCAGACAUGAACUUCAAACAGUAUAAAUUUUUUGCCUUCAUAGGUGCACAGCGCAGGAGAGGAAGAUGUUGGACAGUCACUCCUAACUGGAACGUGUGCUUCUCCAUUGUCUGAAAAAUGGCAACACAAAGGUAAAGCAGUAUUCAGCAUAUGAGAGGGAUCAAACUGCUGACCCGAUCAACAAGUAACAGUCAGUUUUCACAUAGUUGAUGCAACUGUCUAUGUGUGAAAACAAUUAUAACACUCUAAGAAGGCGUUUGGCUAUUUAUGAGAACUGACAAACACAUUUUUGUGGGAAAUAACUGCUUAGAAAAACUUGUUUGACUCAGGGGUUCACUGCAUUUCUUGUAACAGGGUCAGUGUUGACAUGUGAGGAAUGUAGCGCUUAAGGAUGUAUGUGUAAGCAGGUCAGUGUGCAGGUGUAUUUAUAACAAGUAGAGUACUGUUUGUAUAUUCAGGUCAGGCUGCAGCUGCACAUGUUCAGUGUUGUACAGUGUAUGGAGAUGAAGUCUGUGUUUGUGUCUGUACGUGCAGGUGAAGUGGUCCGAGGCGACAGUGUGCAGUCAGACAGCAGCGGCUAUGCGGAUGAAGAAGUCAGCCUGACAUCUAAUACACACGGCAGAUGACGGACAACAACACAGAAGCCCAUAAAAACUGCAAUCAUACAUGAGCUUCCUCCCUGUUUACACCCUGAACUUGUUUCUUCAACUGUGGAUUUAUAAAGCGGAUCUUAGCAAACGUGAAAAAGCUGAAACUGACUGAAAUCAAUCAUGAUGCCUCUUUAAGACCUGCAGAGACUAACCAGACCAACAGGAAGAUUUUUUUAAUUUAUAUUUUUCAAUCUUUAUUUAAUUUUUAACUUAGUCCAGAGGGGGGCACCAAGAUGUUCACACAAAAAAAGUUCCUUAUAGGAGCUUUAAGCUGUCAAAGGCUUGAAUGUACAUAAACCAAACCAAAGAUUCUGUUUAAUAAAAGUUUUAAAACUAUUCAAA